Molecule: messenger RNA, 436 nt
Organism: Grammomys surdaster
Lineage: Eukaryota; Metazoa; Chordata; Mammalia; Rodentia; Muridae
Product: protein zwilch homolog
Exons: 3
Biological process (GO): protein localization to kinetochore; mitotic spindle assembly checkpoint signaling
Cellular component (GO): RZZ complex
Source: RefSeq, a predicted model, not a curated record
CAUCCAGGGUUAGCUGGAGAGGGAAUGCCCACUCCUUCCCAGGGCUCUGCUUAGUCUUUGCUUCCUUCCUUCUCUACUUCUGUCUUCUAGGAAUACUUCAUUUCUCCAUCAGUAACGGCCCAGGAGCAAGUCUGCCGUGUUCAGAAACUCCACCAUAUUCUUGAGAUACUAGUCAUCUGCAUGCUUUUCAUUAAACCUCAGCAUGAGCUGCUCUUUGCUCUAACACAAUCCUGCAUAAAAUAUUACAAACAAAAUCCUCUUGAUGAGCAACACAUUUUUCAGUUGCCGGUCACACCAGUUGCUAUAAAGAAUUUGUAUCAAAGUGAGAGGCCGCAGAAAUGGAGAGUGGAGCUCAGCAGUAGUCAGAAGACGGGGAAAACAGUGUGGCAGCUGAGCGACCGCUCUCCUGUGGACCACCCCACCUCCCAUGGGCCUG